This is a messenger RNA of Nicotiana tabacum (common tobacco), 470 nucleotides long. NCBI's taxonomy places the organism in Eukaryota, Viridiplantae, Streptophyta, Magnoliopsida, Solanales, Solanaceae. The record is from RefSeq and is a predicted model, not a curated record.
AUGGCUUACCAGGGAAGAUAUUGCCUUAUUGCUGAUUCUCUUCUUUCCCCUUUUGCUGAAAACACAUCAGAUGAGAUUGUGUUCAAGGCCAUGGGCAGGGCAAUCAACAAGACUGUGACAAUUGUGGAAUUGAUUAAGAGGAGAAUUGUUGGUCUUCACCAAAUUACUUCAAUUACAUCCACAGACAUUACUGAUACAUGGGAACCCCUUGAGGAAGGCCUCCUGCCUCUUGAAACAACCAGGCAUGUCUCAAUGAUUACAAUUACUCUUUCUAAAAAGGAGCUGGAUAAGAAUAACAUCGGGUACCAACCUCCAAUUCCAGCUGACCAGGUGAAGGUGUCUACAGACAUUGACUAUGAAGGAGAUGGAUCACCUAAUGGUCGAGGAAGAGGUCGUGGUGGUAGAGGAAGAGGAAGGUCUAGAGGUUAUUCAGGGAAUGGCUUUAUGCCUGCGGAGUAUGAUGAUGGAGG